AUGACAACAGUAGAAAGAACGAUGUCAUCGACAUCUACCAAACUGACAGCAAGAUCUUCGGCAUGUAGCACGACUUCGUCAAUGCGUAAACAAAACCGAUCGCAUUUUGCUAAAUACUACUCGGAUUUAUGCCACAUUCAGCAUUCUCAUCCUUUAAGUGUCAUUAAACAAAAUUUAGAUAAAGGUAUUUUGGAUUUUUACUGUGACAGAAUAAAAUUUGAGGAAUGGUGGUCCAUAAUAAAUGCUUUAAGUUGUGAUAAAACGCUUCAUUUUGUUGCCAUUAGGUCGCGACAUCCUCAAAGGCAAACUUUAGAAACGGCCGAUACUGAAUUAAAGGCUAGAGGUGUAACUAAGCAGCCGGUAGUUACUACAAGGUUUGUUCUUUUAUGGCUUACGGAAGCGUUAAAAAUGUGUCUCAGUCAAUCAUCAACUUUAACUGUUUUGGAAUUAGAAGGUUUACCACUUUUAGGAGACUAUUUAACUUCCCUAACUCAGGGACUAGUCCAUACAACAACUCUUCAGCAUUUAUCUUUAUCAAGAUGUCCGAUUAGAGACGAAGGUGCUGAAAUUAUUUGCCAAGCGAUCAGAAAUUUACCGUCAGUUUUAUCGUUAGAUUUAUCUUACUGUGGUUUAACGGAAAAAGGUGCCGAAAUUAUAGCUGGAUUAAUUAAGUAUCAAAAAUUAAAUCGCUAUAGCGAAGCUUGGAAACAAACAUUGAGAUAUCGCGAUCCCGAUGUGGAAGCCAUGCCGGGACUAAGAAGAAUAACAUUAAAUAGCAAUCCUAAUUUGGGAGACGAAGGAAUUAAUAUUUUAGUAGAAGAAAUAAAAGAUGACCUAUGGCUCCGAGCGCUGGACGUUCAAGAUUGUGGACUAACUGAUGUUGGCGGUAGAAUAUUGGUAGACCUUCUUGAAAGUAAUGGUAAUUUGGUUAUUGUCGACGGAAGGGCUAAUGCUUUUAUGAAUGAAGAAGUAUUGCUUGAAAUCAUGAAUCAGUUAGCUCUAAACAAUCAAAAUAAAAACGAUACCGAGUAUAAAUGGAUUAAUAAAAAUCCGGAUUUAAAUAAGAGGAAAACUCAAAGAUUGAAUGCCAGGCUCAGGCCUUGGACGGGGCGUAGUAGCACGCAUUUAAACAAUAAGGUUCCUCCACCCUCUGAGUAUGGUUCUGGUGUUACCACAACGAGGCCUCCCUUUUUAAAGAGAAGCAACACAACUUUAAAUAACGAUUCAUUUUGGAAGAAAAAACAACAAACGAUGUUCGAUAAGCGAAAAGAUAAUUCCAAGUCAAAUGAAAACGAACGACUAAGACUACAGCUAAGAGAUUUAACUUUGCUGUUAAGUCAAGAAGUAAGUCAUAAAUUGGCAUUAAUGGAAGAAAACAAAGCUUUAAAAGAGUUGUUAGAAAAAGAAGAAAAUGAGAAAAAAAAACUAGCAGAGGCUCAAAACAGCAAAUUACAUUUGGAAGAUGAUACUUUGAAAGUUAUUGAAAAAACUAUUAAUAGAUUCGGAAUGUAUUUGGAACAAAAGAAUAAAGAAAAAGACAUUGAAGAAAAUGAAAGUGAAGUUACAACUGCUAGAAGUACAGAAGAAAAGGAUUUACCAGAACUAGUAUCGAAUCUACAAGUAAUUUUAAAAAAAGCAGCUAGUUCAACAGAUCAAAGCUUUGAAAAAAAGAAAAGUUACAAAAAACAUAAAGAAAAAGCUAGGCAAUCAAAAAGUGAAAUUAGAAGUACAGCUACAAGAGAUAAUAAAUUAUUUAUCGAUUUAAAAGUAGGUGACCACAUAAGCGAAGAAAAUGCAUUAGAUAAGCAUAGAAUGAUUUUAGAAAAAAAUAGAAGGACACAAUGGUUGAAAAAUAGAGCUAAAGAUCAAAUUAUUUGGGAAGAGGAAGAAACAAGUUCAAACUGUGGUGAUCAUAAAUCGAAAAAGCAAAUUGCUAACAAAGAGAAAUCAAAAGCUCAAGCCAUGUUUUUUAAACUACUAGAAGAAAGGCAAGAAAAUAGAGAUAAUUUUAGUUCGAAAAAUUACAAUGUUGGUUUUGAAACUUUAAAUUCUCACGAUGAAAUUUCAUCUGAUGAUUCAGAUUAUGAUUCGAAAUCAACAGAAAACUUAAAAAACCAGAUGUCAAGAAUGAAUUUUAUGAAUAAUCAUCACUGGUUAAUGGCACAUAAAUGUUUUCAAAAUCAAUAA
This is a messenger RNA of Pediculus humanus corporis (human body louse), 2187 nucleotides long. RefSeq names its product ip63 protein, putative. The transcript is spliced from 2 exons. Bases 1 to 2187 code for a protein of 728 amino acids. Gene Ontology annotation, cellular component: centrosome. Gene Ontology annotation, molecular function: protein binding. The record is from RefSeq and is a predicted model, not a curated record. NCBI's taxonomy places the organism in Eukaryota, Metazoa, Arthropoda, Insecta, Psocodea, Pediculidae.